This is a messenger RNA of Phyllostomus hastatus (greater spear-nosed bat), 2821 nucleotides long. It is a transcript of the gene PRDM13, whose product is annotated as PR/SET domain 13. Gene Ontology annotation, molecular function: protein binding. Bases 1 to 2151 code for a protein of 716 amino acids. The transcript has 4 exons. The record is from RefSeq and is a predicted model, not a curated record. Lineage: Eukaryota; Metazoa; Chordata; Mammalia; Chiroptera; Phyllostomidae. Gene Ontology annotation, cellular component: nucleus.
AUGAAUGGAGCCUCCCGAGCUCCGGCCACCAGCGUGAGUGCCGAUUGCUGCAUCCCGGCAGGCCUGCGCCUCGGGCCGGUGCCCGGAACCUUCAGGCUGGGCAAGUACCUGUCAGACCGCAGGGAACCCGGGCCCAAGAAAAAGGUGCGCAUGGUGAGAGGGGAGCUUGUGGACGAGUCGGGGGGCUCCCCUCUGGAGUGGAUAGGGUUAAUCCGGGCAGCCAGGAACCCCCAGGAACAGACUCUGGAAGCUAUUGCAGACUUACCCGGAGGACAGAUCUUCUACCGAGCACUGCGAGAUGUCCAGCCAGGGGAGGAGCUGACUGUGUGGUAUUCCAACUCCUUGGCUCAGUGGUUUGACAUCCCCACAAUUGCAACUCCGACGCACGACGAGAAAGGGGAGGAGCGCUACAUUUGCUGGUACUGCUGGAGGACGUUUAGAUACCCCAACAGCCUUAAGGCGCAUCUACGUUUCCACUGCGUGCUCAGCAGCGGCGCGGGGCGCGCCUACCUGCACCAAGAGCACGGGUCUCGCCAAGGCGCUGGCGCUGCCGCUGCCGCUGCCGCGGAUGGCCUUGGCCUCUCUCCGAAACCCCAGGUGCCGGACUUCGCCGCGGCCACCCCGGCGGGCACUCUGCGGCCCCACCUGCAGGCCCCACUGCCUGUCCAGGCCUGCGGAUCCAGGGAGAGCAUCAAGCGCGAGGCCUCUUCUGCGCCCUCGGCCACCUCGCCGCCCUUCUCCAAGUGGGGGCUGUCCAAGAAGAGCAAGGAACAUCUUGACCGCGCCCUGGACGUGAGCGGGGCCGCCCGGGGAAACGGCCACUUUCUGGGCAUCGUAGGUGGCUCCCCAGCAGGGGGAGGCGGCCUGGCCUUAUAUCCCGGUGUGCGCUCGGCUUUCAAGCCCGCGGGUUUGGCUAGGACGGCGGCGACAGCGCAGGGCGACGCCUACCGGGAGGAGGGCGGUGGCAAAUCGGGGACCGGCCUACUGGGAGGGGGUCGGGCGGGAGGGCGCCCCGGAAGCAGGGAGAACGCGGCGGCGGGAGGCGCGGGCCAACACCAGCACCACCACGCUCACCACCACCACCACCACCACCACCACCCGAAGUGCCUGCUCGCGGGGAAUCCGCCUCUGCCUCCUCCGCCUGGUUUGCCCUGCUCUGGGGCGCUGCGCGGCUUCCCUCUGCUCCCUGGCCCCCCGGAAGAGGCGUCUGCCUUCAAGCACGUGGAACGCGCCCCGCCCGCCGCUGCCACACCGCCUGGAGCGCGUUUCGCACAGCUCCCUCCGGCGACUGGCCUGCACCUCGAGCGAUGCGCGCUGCCGGGCCUCGACGCAAGUGGGCUCAAAGCCUAUCCGGGUAGCGAGUGCAGCCACCUGCCCGCCGUGAUGCCGGCCUUUACUGUCUAUAACGGGGAGCUACUGUAUGGCUCAACGGCCGCCGCCGCCUAUUACCCGCUCAAACUGCACUUCGGUGGGCUGCUUAAAUAUCCGGAGUCCAUCUCCUAUUUCAGCGGGCCCGCGGCGGCUGCGGCGGCGGCGGCCACGCUGAGCCCCGUGGAGCUAGGCUCCCUGACCAGCAUCGACCGGGAGAUUGCCAUGCACACUCAGCAGCUCUCCGAGAUGGCGGCUGGGAAAGGCCGCGGCCGCCUGGACGCAGGGACACUGCCACCCGCCGUCGUGGCUUCGGGUGGCGGGGGGAGUGGCGGCAGCGGGGGCGGCAGCGCCGGCAAGCCCAAGACCGGCCACCUGUGCCUCUACUGCGGCAAGCUGUACUCACGCAAGUACGGGCUCAAGAUCCACAUGCGGACGCACACGGGCUACAAGCCGCUCAAGUGCAAAGUGUGCCUGCGGCCCUUUGGCGACCCCAGCAAUCUCAACAAGCACAUCCGGCUGCACGCAGAGGGCAACACGCCCUACCGCUGCGAGUACUGCGGCAAGGUGCUGGUGCGGCGCCGAGACCUGGAGCGCCACGUUAAGUCCCGCCACCCAGGCCAGAACCUGCUCGCCAAGGCAGGCAACGGUCCAGGCACAGAGCCUGACUACCCCCGGGACCCCGGGGAGCCCAAGAGCGACAACGACAGUGACGUGGACGUCUGCUUCACCGACGACCAGAGCGGCCCUGAAGCCGGGGGUGGAGGAGAGCGCGUCUCCUAACCAUUCUUGCCGAGAAGGGGUGUGUGUGGGGCGCGUGGACACAGAACUGGGGGUUCUGUACUGGAAGUAGAGAAGCUCUUGGUGGUGAGAAGGACCCUGUUGACAAAGUCGUUUUUAUUUUGGCGGGGCGCCAGACUUUGCGACAGUGAAAGGUGCCGGGACCGGUGCUGAAACGCAGAGCAAAGGUUCAGAGGUGGCUUAAAGAAACCUGGCAUCCCGGGGAGCCUGCGGGCCUGGGUCCUCGCGCUCGAGGACGCUGCGGAUAGGCUUCCCCACGAACGCCCAGGCCGUCUGCUCUCGAGGUUAGGAUCACAUUAACGUGAACGUUGCUGGCGCCCUGGAGGGUGUCCACUUUAACUGUCACGUAUUUUAAAAUUGUUCUUUUCUGUGGAGGAAAUUGUGCCUUUUGAAACGAUGUUUUGUGGGUGUCUUUUACAUUAGCAUUUCACUGCGUAGGCAAAACAGUAGUCACAAUUGGAUAGAUGUGGCAUCCACACACUUGUCUCAGUUUCAUCUGUUCAAAGACUGCGCCUUGCCGCAUUGAAUAUAUAGUGGUAGCAGGUGUACAAAUUGGUCAAGUUGCAAUUAUUUAUAAGAGAAUAAUGACAAAUGUAAAAUAUCUAAAGCAUGAAUUUAAGAACACACAAUAUAUAAUUUUAAAGAAAAUGUC